Molecule: messenger RNA, 467 nt
Organism: Funneliformis geosporum
Lineage: Eukaryota; Fungi; Glomeromycota; Glomeromycetes; Glomerales; Glomeraceae
Source: the annotation of a GenBank genome assembly
ACAACAUUCCGAAUCACUUGGUUGAUACGGAGGUUUCUAUUAAGGUUUAUCGCAAGGAAGUGAAGAAAAGCGAUACUCUUUAUGCUGACCUCUUGAUAGUCGAGGUCGAACCUGCCGAUAAUGCAAAGCGGAAUCGCUUUAUUUUCGAGUUCAAGAGUAAAGGAGUCAACUUCUUGGACUUGCAAAUCGGAGGUAUUAAUUCUAACUGGGACGUGAUGGAACGAAAAGCAAACAAUGUUGAAACAAUGUCAAGAAAAGAUGUACUUCAAUUGAAGUGUAACAAUUCGGAAAAAUUUGAUAAUGGCAAGACUAUGAGGGAAAUUUUCAAUGGUGCCUGUGAACAACUCCUCAAUUACGUUUCCAAUUUAAAAGAUGAUGAUCGUCAAAAUCAUCGCGAAUUUAUCACUUUGGCAUUUGUCGUGAUGGCAGUGGGCUCGAGAAAGUUAUUAUGGAAAAAAUUGGCUUGA